AUGGGCGCUCCUAUUAAUGCCCGGGGGAUCAAUGGAUCCGAUUUGAUCGCUACUCUCCACCUCGCCCAGCUGGCCCCCGGAAUCCUUGGCCAAGGUUCUACAAAAGCUACAAAGGAUACUGCGGAGGAGUAUGGUCAGAUUGAACAGCUCUUCCUGGCCUGUUUAAGGACUGGCGAUGAUCAAUCCGCCCAAGUUUGUCUCGAUCGGUUAAGCCACCGAUUUGGUCCCGCCAACGAGAAGGUGAUGGGACUCCGUGGCUUAUACCAAGAGGCAACCGCCAAAGAUAUUUCUGCAUUGGAAAAGUGCUUGAAGGAAUAUGAAAAGAUCUUGGGAAAAACCCCUGUGAAUGUGCCUAUUCUCAAGCGUCGAGUCGCUCUGUUGCGCUCCCUCCAUCGAUCAUCGGAUGCGGUCGCCGCCCUUAUCCAACUUCUUGAUGCCGUUCCAACUGAUGCUGAAGCCUGGUGUGAACUUGCAGAUCUUUACCAAAGCCAGGGACUCAGCGCCCAGGCUAUCUUCAGUCUUGAAGAGGCUCUUCUCAUUGCCCCCAAUGCAUGGAAUAUCCAUGCUCGACUGGGUGAAGUUUUCUACGUGAGUGCCUCAGCUCCCGAGGAGAUUCGCCUUGCAAGCAAGUCGGUCCAACAUUUUUGUCGAAGCAUUGAGCUCUGUGAUGAUUACCUGCGCGGCUUCUAUGGAUUGGCUUUGGCCUCCUCUCGAUUGUUGGAUAUGGGUUACGAAGCCCUAUCGGAUCGUGCGAUGCUCUCAAAACAGACGGUGAGUCGUCUCCAUGAUUUCGCUCUGAAGCGAUUGCGGGAGAUGGUUGAGACUCGAUCUGUUGAUGAUCAACACUGGGCCUCCAGUCGCAGCGAGCUUAUUGCUGCGAAGGCUUUAUUGAAUCGGUUUGAGCAAAAGUCAUAA
Messenger RNA from Penicillium malachiteum, 915 nucleotides. RefSeq lists its product as uncharacterized. The coding region runs from base 1 to 915 and encodes 304 amino acids. Gene Ontology annotation, biological process: protein folding in endoplasmic reticulum. Lineage: Eukaryota; Fungi; Ascomycota; Eurotiomycetes; Eurotiales; Aspergillaceae. The transcript is spliced from 4 exons. Gene Ontology annotation, cellular component: EMC complex. The record is from RefSeq and is a predicted model, not a curated record. Gene Ontology annotation, molecular function: protein binding.